UGGGGAAUCGGCGUGCGUAGGCGUAACCUCCCUCCCUCGCUCCCGAUGGCGACGAAGCGGCCGCGGCUGACGCCGACGCCGUCCGUAUGGGUGGACGCCCCCGACAACAUCCUCCUCCGCCUCGCCGCCUACCUCCCCUCCAGCGGCGACCGCAUCCGCAUGUCCUUCGCCAACAAGCACUGGAGCCGCGCCUUGCGCGGGGAGGGGCAGGGCCGGCCACCGCAGCUCCCCCUUCCGCCGCCCCUGCUCCCCUGCCUCAUCUUCCCCAGCACCGAGGCGCCCACCUUCUUCUGCCCCAUCGACCUCAUGAGCUACCCCCUCCCGCUCCCGCGCGCCGUCCGCAACGCGCGCAUCUGCGGCUCCACGGAGGGAGGCUGGCUCGUCCUCGCGCUCGACGCGCGCCACGCGCACGCUCUCUACAACAUCUACUCCGGGAACCGCAUCACCCUCCCUCGGGGCCUCCGCAUCACCGAGGUCAAGAUUGAUCUCCCCUUGGUCUUGCGCGCCGCAACGCUCUCCUACUCGCCGUCCUACUCGCCUCGCGGUCGCGGGGGAUACAUGAUCGGCGCCAUCGCCCUCGUCGGCCGCAGACGCUGCCCCGCGUUCUGGCAAGAGGGGUUAGAGAACUGGAUCACGCCCGACCCCGAGGACAUGUGGACGAGGCGGCGGCUGCAGGACGUGAUCUAUUGCUCCGGCGCCUUCAAUUUCCUCACCACGGCCGAGAGCCUCGUCACGUACACGCCAGUGCUCAAAGGGGACAACAACGAGCUAUCCAUGCUGCGCUACGACUACGACAUGGUGCGGCGCCAGGACUACGCAGACGACCUGCUCUUCAUUGGAGGAGGCCAUGGCUCCAUGGUGCGCUACCUCGUGCCCAUUGGGGGCUGGCUUCACAUGGUCGUCAGGUAUAUCUACAACGACGGCGGGACGGGGGUGCUCCGGGUCUUCAGAUUCGAGCUCAAACCGCCGGCGUCGUACGGCCGCUCCUUCCGUGGUACCUGGGUGCCCGUGAAGGAGUUCCAAGGCCACAUGCUGUUCGUGGGGCCAGCCUGCUCCAGAUCCAUCGACGUCGCGCACUUCCAUGGCUUCGAGGACUCCACCAUCUACUUCCCGGACGACUGCUUCUUCCCGGCCGACACCCAGCCGGCGGCGGACAACAGGAGGUGGUACUCCUUCGUCGACAUGGGCAGGUACUCACUCUUUGAUGUGGACUCCAUCGAUGAGUUCUGGCCUCCCAAGGAUCGUCGCCCGGAGAGGUCGGACAAUGCUCCUUGCACUUGGUGGUUCCAUUGACACAACACCAUGCCGCGCGCGCGCUGGCAGGUGAAUGUGCUUACCCUUCAGUUCGGGCUUAAUCAUACUUGCAUGCUACUGUACGUGUUGUUCCUCCUCGAGCUUGAUGAGUACGUACUACGUGGUGCUGAGAUUGUAUCUGUCCUCUUUUUUUUUGCGUUUUCAGCAUUUGGUGCUGCCAGAUGGUACUACCACAAAAUUACUUUGAUAUUUCGAUCGUAGUACUAUCUUGUCGCCAAUUCUAAUGUUC
Lolium perenne is the source of this 1543-nucleotide messenger RNA. RefSeq lists its product as uncharacterized. NCBI's taxonomy places the organism in Eukaryota, Viridiplantae, Streptophyta, Magnoliopsida, Poales, Poaceae. The record is from RefSeq and is a predicted model, not a curated record.